This is a messenger RNA of Hemiscyllium ocellatum (epaulette shark), 5767 nucleotides long. Its product is annotated as oocyte zinc finger protein XlCOF6-like. The transcript has 3 exons. Gene Ontology annotation, biological process: regulation of transcription by RNA polymerase II. NCBI's taxonomy places the organism in Eukaryota, Metazoa, Chordata, Chondrichthyes, Orectolobiformes, Hemiscylliidae. The record is from RefSeq and is a predicted model, not a curated record. The coding region runs from base 371 to 2425 and encodes 684 amino acids. Gene Ontology annotation, molecular function: RNA polymerase II cis-regulatory region sequence-specific DNA binding; DNA-binding transcription factor activity.
UGGACAAUGAGCUUCUGAAGCAGCUGCUGCUCCUGUCUCUCUGAAUGAAGAUUGAGCUUUACCCCAAACUGCAACUUUCUUCCUCUGUCCAACAUCUAGUAUUUGAAGAUCUGAAGACGGAAGUUUCAAAAUCAACAGAUGAAGGACUUAUGCCCAAAAUGUCGACUCUCCUGCUCCUCAGGUGCUGCCUGACCUGCUGUGCUUUUUCAGCGUCGCACUUUUCGAUACUGACUCUCCAGCGUCUGCAAUCCUCACUUUGACGUCAGUGUCUGACAGUCACUCAAUCCAUCGGGACCACAACAAUCUUUGACUGAUUCUGUGAGAAGGAUCAAAGCUUUUUGGUUCCUGUUUCAGUCCGUUUUCAACGUCAAUGGGACUGGAUGAGAGACCCUACUGUUGGAGUGCACUGAGUGUGGAGCCUGAAACAGUUAUAAGGCCUGGAAAGAGGAAUUCAUGGAGGGGAGGAGCCCUACACGUGUUGUGUGCGGCUGAAGCUUCGGCCAUGGAGAAACACGAGGAAUCCUGCCCCAUGGAGAAACCGUGGAAGUGUGGCGACUGUGGGAAAGAUUUCCGUUUCCCAUCUGCUCUGGAGAUUCAUCGGCGCAGUCACACCGGGGAAAGGCCAUUCCCCUGCACAGAGUGUGGGAAGGCCUUCAGACAUUCCUCCGACCUGGUGAGGCACCGGCGGGUCCACACCAGGGAGAGGCCCUUCAGCUGCCCUGAGUGUGGGAAGGCCUUCAGCAAUUCCUCCGACCUGGUGAGGCACCGGCGAGUCCACACGGGGGAGCAGCCCUUCAGGUGCUCCACAUGCGGGAAGGGCUUUACCCAGGCCUCCACCCUGUUGGCCCACCGGCAGGUCCACACUGGAGAGAGGCUGUUCCUCUGCACCGAAUGUGGGAAGGGCUUCAGCAAUUCCUUUGCCCUGCUGACCCACCAGCGGGUCCACACGGGAGAGAGGCCGUUCCCCUGCACAGAGUGCAGGAAGGCCUUCAACAGUUCCUCUGACAGGCUGAAGCACCAGCGGGUCCACACGGGGGAGAGGCCCUUCAGCUGCCCAGAGUGCAGGAAGGGCUUUACCCAGGCCUCUGACCUGCUGAGGCACCAGCGGGUCCACACAGGGGAGAGGCCAUUCACCUGCUAUCAGUGUGGGAAGAGCUUUAGCCGCUCCUCCCACCUGCAGAGACACCAGAGAGUUCACAUGCCAUCACAGGGGCUCUACAGCCUGGAAAGAGGAAUUCACGGUGAGGAGGGGCUCUACACGCAUUUGUGUACAGCUGGAGCUUCGGCCAUGGAGAAACCUGAGGAAUCCCACCCCGAGGAGGAAUCGUGGAAGUGUGGUGACUGCGGGAAAGGCUUCCGUGCUCCAUCUGCCCUGGAGAUUCAUCGGCGCAGUCACACCGGAGAGAGGCCAUUCAUCUGCCCCAAGUGUGGGAAGGCCUUCAGCAAUUCCUCUGCCCUUAUGAGGCACCGGUGGGUCCACACAGGGGAGAGGCCCUUCAGCUGCCCCGAUUGUGGGAAGGACUUCAGCUAUUCUUCUGACCUGCAGACCCAUCGACGGGUCCACACGGGGGAGAGGCCGUUCUCCUGCACUGUGUGUGGGAAGGCCUUCAGCACCUCCUCCACCCUCCUGACCCACUGGCGGGUCCACACUGGGGAGAGGCCAUUCACUUGUUCUGAGUGCAGGAAGGGAUUCACUCAGGAGGGCAAGUUGCGGAUGCACCAGCGGGUCCACACUAGGGAGAAGCCUUUCAGCUGCCCCGAGUGUGAGAAGGCCUUCAACGAUUCCUCUUCCCUUCAGACCCACAAGUGGGUCCACACGCAGGAGAGGCCGUUCCCCUGCACAGAGUGCGGCAAGCUCUUCAGCAAUUCCUCCACCCUGCUGAAGCACCAGCGGGUCCACACAGGGGAGAGGCCCUUCAGCUGCCCCGAGUGUGGGAAGGGCUUUACCCAGAUGUCCGUCCUGCUGAUCCACCAGCGGAUCCACAUCGGUGAGAAGCCUUUCUGCUGCCCUGAGUGUGGGAAGGGAUUCACUCAGAAGGGCAACUUGCGCACGCACCAGCGGGUCCACACCGGGGAGAGGCCCUUCAGCUGCCCCAAGUGCGGAAAUGCCUUCAGCGAUUCCUCCACCCUACUGAAGCACCAACGGGUCCACACGGGGAAGAAGCCAUUCCCCUGCCCCGAGUGUGGGAAGGCCUUUAGCAAUUCCUCCGACCUGCUGAAGCACCAGCGUGUCCACACGGGGGAGAGGCCCUUCAGCUGCCCCGAAUGUGGGAAGGCCUUCAGCGAUUCCUCCGCCCUGGUGAAGCACCGGCGGGUCCACAGGGGGGAGAGGUCCUUCAGCUGCCCCGAGUGUGGGAAGGGCUUUACCCGGGCAGCCACCCUGCGGAGGCACCAAGGAGUUCAUGUGCCAUCACAGGGGGAUUGAAGGAGCGACUGCCGAGUGCCAUUAUGGACUGGGCUAUCAACCCAGUUCUGGAACUCCCAGGUUUGAAUCCCACCGCAGCAGAUCGCGGAUUUGGAAUUUGGACAGAAAUCUGGAGGUCAGAAUCUAACAAUGAAACCAUCGAGCGGGGUGGGGGGAAGCCCCAUUCUGAUUCAGUCACGUCCUUUUUAGGGAAGGAAACUGGUGUUGUGGCAAAGGAUUCACUCAGUCGUCCCAGCUGCAUCCUUUCCCUGGUCUGGCCUACACGUGACUGCAGACCUACAGCAGUGUAGUUGACUCCACCUGCUUCCUCCCACUUCUUUCCCUCCCCGCAGAUGGGCGGGGAGAAACUUACUUGGAGACAGGGUAUGGGUUGAAAUCGCUGAGUGAGGCAAUACUUCCUCCGGGUUAAGGCUGUAACAAAGAUCCAAUUACAAAGGGACAAGUCAGUGGUGACCAACAGUAAAGAAAGUGGAGGGUGGGGAGGGGUGCUUUGACCUUGAGCUGUUUAAAAAGCAGCUACUUUUUCAACACCUUUUUGCUGAGGUGAUCUGGAGCUGUAACAAAGUUGGGUUGCAAUGAAGGUAACCUGAACUCUCUGGACGAGCUGACCAAGGCCCGCGAGUCCUUCGAAAAGAAUAAAACUCCCGGAAGCUACGGCUUACCGGUCGAGCUCUAUUCCGCUCUGUGGGACUUGAUUGGCCAGGACCUGCUGGAGGUGUAUGUCAGUAUGCUUCGAGCAGGUACCGUGAGUGAAUCCAUGAGGAAAGGCAUCAUCAUCUUCAUCUACAAGCGGAAGGGGGAGAGGGAGGAACUCAAAAAUUGGAGACCAAUUUCACUGUUGAAUGCGGAUUACAAAAUCCUGUCAAAGGUAGUCGCCAACCGGGUCAGGUCUGCUCUGGGGUCGGUGAUUCACCCUGACCAAACCUGUGCUGUGCCAGGCAGGAAGAUCACUGAGAGUAUCGCACUCCUCAGGAAUACGAUCGCCUACAAGCAGAACAGAGGUUUGGACACCUGCCUGAUCAGCCUGGACCAGGAGAAAGCCUUUGACAGGAUAUCGCACAGGUAUAUGAGAGAUGUUCUCUCCAAAAUGGGCUUUGGGGAGGGAAUCUGCAAUUGGAUCAGACUGCUCUACACCAACAUUGUCAGUGCAGUCACGGUCAAUGGGUGGGAAUCAGAUAGCUUCCCAGUCCGAUCUGGAGUCAGGCAGGGCUGCCCUCUCUCUCCUGCCUUGUUUGUGUGCUGCAUAGAGCCAUUUGCCAAGUCUAUCAGGAAGGAUGCAAGCCUGAGAGGGGUGACUAUUCCUGGCAGCGGGGGCCUGCAGGUUAAGGCCUCCCUGUACAUGGAUGACGUCGCCAUUUUCUGCUCGGAUCCGUUGUCCGUGCGCAGACUCAUGUGCAUUUGUGACCAGUUCGAAUGGGCCUCGAGGGCCAAGGUAAACCGAGGCAAGAGCGAGGCCAUGCUCUUCGGGAACUGGGCCGACCAUUGCUUGAUCCCCUUCACCGUCAGGACCCACCACCUGAAGGUGCUGGGUAUUUGUUUCGGGGGAUCUGGGGCACGUGCCAAGUCUUGGGAGGAGCGUAUCAGCAAAGUGAGGCAGAAACUGGGCCGAUGGAAGCUACGGUCGCUCUCCAUCACGGAAAAAAAACCUGGUCAUCAGGUGUGAGGCACUGUCAUUGCUAUUAUACAUGGCACAGAUCUGGCCUAUUCCCAGAAUCUGUGCCGCUGCAGUCACCUGGGCCAUCUUCCAGUUUAUAUGGAGAUCAAAGAUGGACUGGGUCUGAAGGGACUCGCUGUACAAAGAUCUGGGCAACGGGGGAAAAAAUACACCCAAUGCCACCCUCACCCUGAUGGCCACCUUUGUGUGUGGCUGCAUCAAGCUGUGCGUGGAUCCCCGGUACGCAAACACCAAGUGUCACUAUGUACUCAGGUUCUACCUGUCCCCGGUGUUGCGAAGGAUGGGCCUGGCCUCGCUGCCGCGGAACGCUCCGAGUAGUUGGACCGUUCCGUAUCACCUGUCCUUCGUGGAGAAGUUUAUGAAGAAAAACACCUUUGACCACAAGUCCAUCAGGAAGUGGUCAGCACGUAGUGUCCCUGAGACCCUUUGGAAAAGGAGAGGGCGGAUCCUAUCGAGCGGUUCCCUGAGCAGACUGUCAAAGCCAUUUGGCAGAAUGCCUCAUCGCCAGAACUUUCCAACCAGCACCAAGACAUGGCUUGGCUGGUGGUGAGAAGGGCUCUACCUGUGAGAUCCUUUAUGCACGCCCGGACUCUCUGCCGCACCGCACGCUGCCGUAGAAGCGGCUGCGGGGGUGGGGGUGGGGGAACGAGACUGUCACACACCUCCUUCUGGAAUGUGCCUACGCAGAGGAAGUCUGGAGAGGAAUGCAAGUGGUAUUUGUCGAGGUUCGUUCCGAGCAGCGCCGUGACGCGGGACUCCAUGCACUACGGCCUGUUCCCCGGGACGCACACCGAGACGAAUAUCAACUGUGCCUGGAGAAUCAUCAACUCGGUGAAGGACGCUCUCUGGGUGGUCUGAAACCUGUUGAUCUUCCAGCUGAAGGAGUUGACCCCGACUGAGUGUUGCAGACUGGCACAUUCCAAGGUCCAGGACUACGUGUUGAGGGAUGCGCUGAAGCUUGGGGCAGCUGCCACUAAGGCGCGGUGGGGAAAGACCACUGUGUAACUUCUGCCUGCCUAAUGAAGAACAGGGGGCCCAUGCAGUCAUUUGGGCUCUGCUGACACCUCAGCUCAAUAUAUGGGCAUAUGAUUGAAAAAUGUACAGACCUGUAUAUAAAAAUGAUAAAUCCUGAUCUUUGUAUGUAAAUGUUUACAUAUGUAUGGCAUGACCAACUGUACAGACCAUCAAAUUAUUUUAUGAAUAUAUUUUUGAAAUAAAAAAUUAUUGUAUCAGACAUGCGAGCUGUGCAAGGUUACCUUAUGACAUCUCCCACUUAGUUUAGACUGGCACUUCUUUAUAGGAACUUAUCUCGGCACCAGAUGCCUAACUCAGUUGGAUUUGUUUUUCCUACCUGAUGGAUAGCUCAAGGCCUGUAGGAGUGAUCAGUCAAGCACACACAGAUCUGUCAAUUAACUUCUCUUCCUUAUGGAUUAUUGUCUUUCACUGUUAUCUGUCUAAUUAAGAACAUGCAAUGUUUUUAUAAACUUUUGUAUAAAGGAAGCCACUUUGUAUCAGUACAUUGGAGUAGCCUGCUGGGGCACUUGAAGAGCUGCUACCCUACACUCCUAGGUUAUUAGAACCUAGUUAGUUUAGCGUAUGGUUAUCAAUGUUACAUUGUAACGGUGAUGCUACUAGUGAAUAAAGGGGAUGACUAAGAUUAAACUAAA